UCUUGUUUACAAGAUGGUAGAGGAGGAUAUUUCGCUCUGACUUUUAAACUGAAAGUAUUUAGACUUCACAACGUUAUCUAACUUUGCCGAAUUAAAGGUGUGUGUCUCCAGGUGAAGCAGGUUCACUCUGACUGUGGAGGACUGAAUGUCGCUUUAACCCGAGCCGUCUCUCUGACUGAACAGCUCUUUUCUGCACAGUCACUGACAGGCUGACACACAGGACUGAACCCCUGCUCAAAUCACAGUGGACUGUAAACUGGGCCUACGGGAGGGACCUGAAUCCAGCCGAAUGAACAGAGCGGCUGCAAAGCAUCUAAUCGAGCGCUACUUUCGGCAGUUAACUGAAGGCUGUGGAAAUGGCGCCUGCACGAAUGAGUUUUGUGCGUCGUGUUGUGAUUUUCAACCUUUGGAUAACAAUUCAGCAGCAGCCAAAGCGCUCGAGCUGUUUAAGAUUAAUGCCAAACUCUGCAAUCCUCACCCCUCCAAGAAAGACUCCAGUGCCGACGACGAGGACGGUAAGAUGAGUGAUGGAGACCCCUGUCCCACCAAAGAGGGCUUCUCAGAUGUUCAUUACCUCACAGAGGCCACCAUAUGUAUGCUCCUGAGUUCCUGCGAGGAGGAAGGGGACUACUCCGCUCUGGUCCGGGUCAUCGGCCGGGUUUUCUCAAACACAGAAAUCUUAAUGAAGAGUUUCAGGAAGGAUGAUCCGGACGCUGCUGAAAACUCUUUCAAAACGACGGAUGAGUCGGACAAGAAGGAGAACCAAAGUGAACGACCCUCGGAGAGUCUGGGUGCAGUUGCUUUACCGGAGGAGAGUCCUUGUGGUACAGACGACCCUCUCGAAGUCAGGGUGGACAUCGAAGCCGUGCGGAGAGUCUACGACAAACUUCUAACCAACGAGCAGGUGGAGGCCGCUCUCGUCAACGCCAUCAUAUACCUCACUCCAAACAUGGAACUCGACCUGGAAUACCUUGAUGUGUACGAAACAAACCCAGACUACCUGAACAUCUUCAUUAUAGUGAUGGAGAACAGUAACCUCCACAGCCCGGAGUACCUGGAGGUCGCUUUGCCGCAGUUUUGCAAAGCGAUGAGUAAACUACCUGUGGCGGCGCUCGCCAGAUUGUCUAAACUCUGGUCCACGUACGAGCUCCGGCACAUCCGCCGCAUGAUGGAGACCUUCCAGCAGCUCAUAACGUUCACGGUCGUCAGCAACGAAUACGACGGGGAAAACUUGGUGAACGACGACGAGACGGUGGUGGCGGCCACGCAGUGUUUGAAAGUCGUCUUCUACGCGAGCAUCCAGGGAGGAGAUGUGGACGUGGAGCACAACGAGGACGAGGAGGAAGACUCGGAGUCCGAUGAACUCACCUUGCACGAGCUGCUGGGUGAGGAGCGACUCUAUAAGAAGGGUCCCCGAGUGGAUCCCCUGGAGAGAGAGUUAGGUGUCAGAGCGUUAGAUAGCAUAAAUCCCCUCAUCCCCUUUGAGGAUUUUAUUAACGAGUCUCUAAACGAGGUGGUGGAAAUGGACAAGGACUUCACCUUCUUUAAGAUCAACGCCGAAUCCAAGUUUUCUUUCCAGACCUGCCCCUUCAUCCUCAGCGUCAUCACCAAGAGCCAAGGUCUUUACUACGACAACCGGAUCAGGAUGUACAGCGAGCGACGCCUCACCGCCCUCUACAGCAUGGUCCAGGGUCAACAGCCUAACCCGUAUCUCAAGCUUAAAGUGCGCAGGGAUCACAUCAUCGACGACGCCCUCGUGAGACUGGAGAUGAUCUCCAUGGAGAACCCGUCUGAUCUAAAGAAGCAGCUGUUUGUCGAGUUUGAAGGGGAGCAAGGUGUCGACGAGGGCGGCGUUUCAAAGGAGUUCUUCCAGUUGGUCUUGGAGGAAAUUUUUAAUCCUGACAUCGGAAUGUUCACCUACGACGACGACACAAAACUGUUUUGGUUUAACUCGUCCUCACUGGAGAAUGAAGCUCAGUACACCCUGGUUGGACUCGUUCUUGGGUUGGCCAUUUACAACAACUGCAUCCUGGACGUUCAUUUCCCCAUGGUGGUCUACAGGAAACUCAUGGGCAAGAAAGGGACUUCCUUGGACCUGUCAGACUCACAUCCAGCUCUCCACCAAAGUCUGAAGAAUCUGCUGGAAUAUAGCGGCGACGUAAAGGAAGACAUGAUGCUCACCUUCCAGAUCUCACACACAGACCUUUUCGGGAACCCGGUUUUAUGCGAUUUAAAGGAGGAAGGGGACCAGAUCCCUGUGACCGAGGAGAACAGACAGGAGUUUGUGCACCUGUAUGCUGAUUACAUACUGAACACGAGUGUGGAGAGACAAUUCAAGGCCUUCAAGAAAGGUUUCCUAAUGGUCACAAACGAGUCCCCGCUGAAAUAUUUGUUCAGACCGGAGGAAGUAGAGAUGCUCAUCUGUGGAAGCAGGAAACUCGACUUUGAAGCCCUCGAGAAGACAACAGAAUAUGACGGAGGAUAUAGCAAAGACAGUCAGAUAAUCAAAGAUUUCUGGGAGACGAUCCACUCGUUUGGCGAGGAGCAGAAGCGGUUGUUUCUUCAGUUCACCACGGGCACAGACAGAGCGCCCGUUGGUGGGCUCGGAAAAUUAAAAAUGAUCAUCGCCAAGAACGGCUCUGACACAGACAGGCUGCCAACUUCUCACACCUGCUUCAACGCACUGCUGCUCCCAGAGUACUCCUCCAAGGAAAAACUGAGAGAAAGACUCCUCAAGGCCAUCACUUAUGCCAAAGGAUUUGGGAUGCUGUGACAGAUUGUCGUAGAAAGUUUGAUUAAAACAAAGGGAGAUUACAAAAGAGUAGUGAGGGAAAG
This is a messenger RNA of Labrus bergylta (ballan wrasse), 2835 nucleotides long. RefSeq names its product ubiquitin protein ligase E3A (gene ube3a). The record is from RefSeq and is a predicted model, not a curated record. Gene Ontology annotation, biological process: ubiquitin-dependent protein catabolic process; protein polyubiquitination. NCBI's taxonomy places the organism in Eukaryota, Metazoa, Chordata, Actinopteri, Labriformes, Labridae. Gene Ontology annotation, molecular function: ubiquitin protein ligase activity.